Gryllus bimaculatus (two-spotted cricket) is the source of this 3098-nucleotide messenger RNA. The record is from the annotation of a GenBank genome assembly. Lineage: Eukaryota; Metazoa; Arthropoda; Insecta; Orthoptera; Gryllidae.
UUUUCUGAAAAUCAUGACAUUUCUGUUUUGUUAACACAGAAUUGCUGCUAUGGGUAAACCAAAGAAAAAAAUGUCUUCACUGACAAAAAUAAAUUAUAAAAGAAGAUCUAAACGUCCCAAGAAAGUAAAUUCAGUGGACAUUGCUGCUGCUGAUAAUAUACAAAAUGAAGAUUGUGAGACAAAGAAUUUAAAGAAGAAAAGAAAAUUGGGCCAUAAUGCGAUUCACACAGACAUCCUUUAUGAAAACGAUAGCAUUAACGGCAAUAUGUGUAAUGAAGAGAUCCUUGAGAAUAAUAUUCUUCUGCCAGACAAUUCCUCUCUAGAUAGUACCUGUGAAUUUUUUGAUGCAAUUUCCAAUGGUGAUAAUAUUGAAGGAAAGACAGAAGACGAAGAAGUAGGGUACGGAUUAGUGCUCGAAAAUCUGAAAAGCCAAUUGUGUCGUGUUUGUGGAAGAAUACGGACAUCGUUAUUACCUAUCUUUGGAACACAUUUUGAGACUGAAGAUUCAAUUUCUGAAAAGAUUCAGAUGCAUCUGCCUCUAGAGUGUCAUAAUGUUUUUUUUAAAUACUUCCUUCAAAUAUAUAUUUGUCGGUCCUUCUCAAAGAUAGAAGCAGAUGACGGUCUACCUCAUAAAAUAUGCGAGAGUUGCAAUGCCACAUUGCAGGCAUGGCAUGAUCUCCACGUCUCCUGUGUGGCAGCUGAUACUGUGCUUCGUCGGACAUUUAUGGAGGCAGAUGUCAACAAUACCAGUAAAGGCGAACGUGACAACUUGGAGAAUAGAUGGUUUGAUGGAGGAGUAAAAGAGGUUUUGGAAGAAAUGGAGAUGCUCUUUGAAAAUAAGAAAAAGCUAAAUCUGAAACAAAACUUAGGUUCUAUUCUGGAUCAUCCUCAGAAGAACAGCUUUAUUACAGCUGCAAAGGGGGAAAAUGAAGUUCAGAGGCUACUGGAAAAUAAGGAAGAAAAUGCGAAUGAUGCCACAGAUCCAAGUCAAAUGAAGUGGGGUGAUAGCUAUGAAAAUUUUGAAAACUUCAAUAACAAACAGGACAAGAUGCACUGCGAGUACCAACAAGCAAUGUGUGAAUUCUGUGGCAUUUGUGUUAAACAAAAAAAUCUGAGAAAUCAUGUACUAAAAGUUCACACAGAAACAAUGCUAUGUGAAACUUGUGGGAAGUUUUUUAGCUGGUAUAGUUUUAAAACACACUGUGGCGAAUGUGUUCUAGAUCCUAUUAGGUACUGUGAGCUUUGCUCUCGAGUAUUUCUUACAGAAAAGGGGUAUGAGAUUCACAUGCAAGAGCAUGAACAAGGCAUAAAUCAGUUUCUAAGAGUGAAGAUUAAAGCAUCCAUUCAGGAUGAGUUGUCAGUGGUGUAUUAUUGCCCUGUAUGUGGCACUAGCUAUCAAGACAAAAUUUCUGUUAUUGUGCAUUUAAAUGCAAAAAAAAUUAUGACCUGCAGACCUUGCAAUAAAGUAUUUAGUAAUGAGAGAGCUUUCUUGGCUCACAUUCACAUGCCUAACCAAGCAUUUUGGCAUUGUCGUUACUGCUUUCAAAUAUUUAAAAGAAAAUACAGCUGGCAAAUUCAUGAACGAGCUCAUAGUCACCAAAAUAGAUCGUAUUGUUGUGAAAUGUGUAGAAAACAGUGUCCUUCAAUAGAGAGUCUGCUGCAGCAUAUUUUAUGCCAUGGAUCCAACAAUUAUUUUUGUGCACAAUGUAACAUGAAAUUUAAUAGGCAAUCAUCUCUGAAAGCACAUGUUCUGCAGCAUGAGGGUUUUAUAUUCAAAUGCAAAUCAUGUACGCAACAAUUUCAAUCAUCACGCAGCUUGCGAUUGCAUAAGGCUAAAGAACAUGGAAAGGGGAUUUUGCUCCAGAAACAAAAGGUCGGAUAAUACCUUUCAUUAAGAAAGCUGUCACAAUUAAAAUCUGGAUUGAAUAUAGUUUGUUUUGAGUUUUAAUUAGUUUUCUGAGAGAAUGGGAAACCAUACAUAUUCAUUACAAAAGUUGAUUUUUAUUACCUGAAGAAUACAACCAUUUAGUCUAUAUGAAGACAGAAGAUUUUUGUUCCAGAGAAAUUGAAAUUUGUCAAGAAUACUGAAAAAGUCACUAGUUCCAGAGAUGUUUGAUUUUUCACACGACAAGUAUUCAAAAGAGAAUCUAAAUUUGAAUGCCUAUGUAUUCUCUAUCACAAAUGAAACAAAUUUGCAUAUAUAUUAAUAAUUUUAUGUAUUUAAUUUGCACUAUUGUUCAUGGAUUUUUGUAAGAGUUAAAUUGAAUUCAAUGUUUAGUCAAUUUUUCAUCACAUGGAAAUUUAAUAGUUGUUCUUCCACUUGUAUGUUCAUAAUGGAAUAUGAAUGAUAAUUUACUACUUAUGAUGUUAUAAUUAUAUCUUUCUAUUGAUUGUUUGCUCUUCAUUAUAAAGGCUAAUUAAUAUUUAUUAUUUGGAAUUAAUAUUUUCUCCUUUCAGAGAGUAUACAAAACAAUAUUGGUUAAGUCCUGUUUGACCAGUCAUGUCAAGAUUGACAUGAUUUUAAUGCUUAUUACAUUGAAUAAGAUUACUUAAAAUGAAUUUUAAUCAAGCAGUACAGUUGCUCAGAGAUGUUCCUACAGAACAUAUGCUAACUAUAAAUUGAAACAUAUUACUGUAUAUAUUUUUAUGUUGUUAUACUCAAAAUGUACUUCUACUUAAUGGUCAUACAGAGAUAUAAAAACCAAAAUGUAGGUCCUCUUUGCAGAAUUGUUUUUGCAAAAGAUUUCAUGAAAAAAAAUUGAUCAGAGCUUUGGCUCAAAUUUGAAAUUAUAAGGGCAGCAUCAAUGGCCUUCGCAAUUUCUGACAGAUCUUCCUCCCAAAGGCAAUGCCAGUAAUUCCAAUAGAAAAAAGGAGAAUAGUUGCCAAGGUUAAAGUUUAAUCAAAACGUCAUUAAAAAAAUACUCAACAUUAAAUAUUUUUUGUAAUACAAUUUAUAAAAAUUAUAUUCAAUAUUAUGAGUAAAGUAAUUAUAUAAAAAUGUGCAAUUUGUUUUGGUAUGAGAGAACUACAUUUACUCAUCUUUAAAGUGAUAAAAUGAAAUAUAACUUUAUUUCUCUUUAAAUAUAUUAAUGAAUGCA